This is a messenger RNA of Stegastes partitus (bicolor damselfish), 687 nucleotides long. RefSeq names its product OCIA domain containing 2 (gene ociad2). Gene Ontology annotation, cellular component: mitochondrial inner membrane. The record is from RefSeq and is a predicted model, not a curated record. The coding region runs from base 95 to 583 and encodes 162 amino acids. NCBI's taxonomy places the organism in Eukaryota, Metazoa, Chordata, Actinopteri, Pomacentridae. The transcript is spliced from 7 exons.
AGGGAGGAGGCGUUACAGAGAGUAGGAUUUGAGGCACCGUGAGAGACAAAAUAUCAGCACAACUUCAUAAACAACUGCUGCAAUCACCUGCAUCAUGAGUUCUGAACCAAGUGAACAAGCUACGACAGUGAAGGUGGAGGACGGGGCAGCUGCUGCUACUCGUGCAGCUCCAGGAAAUAGGGAAUGGCAGUGCCCUUUCAGUGAUAAUCACAUCCACAGAGACGAUUUGAGAAAGGUUUGGAGAGAAUGCCAGGAGGAAAGCUUCUGGCAAAGAGCUCUUCCCCUCUCCCUGGGUAGCAUGGCUGUCACUGGGGGUCUCAUCUACAAAGGUGUUUGGAAAACAUCAAAGGUUCUUGGUCCCAUUCCAAAACUAGCAGCUGCGGGGAUCUUGGGUUAUGCAGUGGGGAAAGCAUCCUAUGUUGGAACUUGCCGAAGCAAGUUUAAGGAGCUCGGCAUUCAGGAUGGACCGGGAUUUGGCCCCUGGUCUAUGGGAGAUCGUUUUGGUCCUGGACGCAGAGGCUGCCAUCAUAUGUGUGAAGAAUGUAAGAAAAAAGCUCAAGCAGCACCUGAAAAACAAGUUUAAAGGCAGAGACUCGUGGGAAACACCGAAGGAUCAGCUGCCAGCGUCUAUCUGUCACUUUCAAAAUGCCUAUUUCUUAAAUGCUAUAAACCCUGAAUAUAUUGUAA